AUUUUCGAAGCAAAAGUCAUCAGUCAUCUUUUGGCUUCCACACUGAAUAUAACUGCAAAAUUUAGUUUAGCUCAUAUAUUCUCAGCUCUUUAAAACAGUUAUACACAAUGGCUCAACAUUUGGAAUCAAGCUUCUCAAUUCGUAAUUUGUUAGCGACCAAUGACGGUACCAACACAGCGCUGACACCACCACCAUCUGACGACGAUUCGAUGUCGUCUAACGAAGACAACUGUGUAAGUCGGCCUAACUAUACAUAUAGUGCGUUGGUGGCCAUGGCGAUCCGUAGCAGCCCUGAGGGUAAAUUGACAUUGAGCUCUAUACAGAACUGGAUCAGUGAUAACUUCCCUUACUACCGGAAAGAUGAGCAGGGUUGGCAGAAUCAAAUAAGACAAACGUUGAGCACGAACUCUUGUUUCUGCAAAAGUCCACGACCUAUGGGCGAUCCUGGACGUGGAAAUUAUUGGGCCAUUAGUCCCGAAGUAGGUACACUUCGGUUUCAGCAGCCAGUUGUUGGCACUGAGGCAGUACUUGGGGCGAUGGUGAAUGGUGUACCGCAUCCGCAGGCUUCCAAUGCGGUAUACUUCCCUUCACCGCAUGAGGUACAAGGAGCCCAUCAGACCAUGUUGGUGCAGGCUUUUCAGGAACAGCAUACCUGGUACCAAUAUCAUCUGCAACAAUCACAUCUACUACAGCAGCAACUAGUAGUCCUGCAACAACAGCAGAUUCAACAGCAUUACCAGGAAGUGUAUCAAAAGCUCGCAUUCCACCAACAGCAAAUCGCUUUUCUAAGCGCUCAGCAAAUGUCAGCAUAAGUAGUAUUUUAUAACAGCGAGACAUGUUGCACGAAAGUUAGUUUAUUUACUGUUUUCAUAUGUAAAAUUUUGUAAGAAGUAUAUAUAGUGUAAAAAGAGAUAAAUGAAUAUUGUAUAUAUUGUAAUUGCUGUUAUCUAAUUUGCAUAAUAAAUUUUAGUUAAAAAAUAA
Bactrocera oleae (olive fruit fly) is the source of this 981-nucleotide messenger RNA. RefSeq names its product fork head domain transcription factor slp1-like. The record is from RefSeq and is a predicted model, not a curated record. Gene Ontology annotation, molecular function: RNA polymerase II cis-regulatory region sequence-specific DNA binding; DNA-binding transcription factor activity, RNA polymerase II-specific. NCBI's taxonomy places the organism in Eukaryota, Metazoa, Arthropoda, Insecta, Diptera, Tephritidae. Gene Ontology annotation, biological process: cell differentiation; regulation of transcription by RNA polymerase II; anatomical structure morphogenesis.